UACUGUAGGUGUUGUAUUAAUACGUGGAUGUAGAGCAAGUUUAAGCAAAAAACCGACCGAUUUUAUAACAGAUAGCACUUGAACGACCUAACAAUAUGUUUCGAAAAUUGCUCAAUCCCAGAACUGCAGCAAAUCUGACUUGCAGUUCUCGUGGAUGGCCAUUAUUUCGCGUUCCAGCGUCGAGGAAAAUUUCAAGUGACAUAGCAGAACAAGAAGACCCUAAUUUUCAUGAAAUGACCGAAUUUUUUAUUGAAAAUGCACGCUACUAUGUUGAAGAAAGGCUGGCGACUAGAACUGAAGGCCCCGGGAAGAGACCGACUCCUCAAGAACAUAAACGACAAGCAGUUAAAGGUAUCUUGGAUAUUGUGAAACCAUGCAAUGCUGUUUUGGCUGUCCAUUUUCCUGUGAGAAGAGACAAUGGUUCAGUUGAAGUUAUUAAUGCCUACAGAGCUCAGCACAGCCAUCACAGAGUGCCAUGCAAAGGAGGUAUUCGUUACAGUUCAGAUGUGAACAGCGAUGAGGUCCAGGCCUUAGCAACACUGAUGACCUUCAAGUGUGCGGUUGUUGAUGUUCCAUUUGGCGGUGCUAAAGGAGGCAUUGCCAUCAAUCCACAUCAUUAUUCGGAUGGUGAAUUAGAGAGAAUAACUCGAAGGUUCACGGUCGAACUGGCGAAGAAAGGAUUCAUUGGUCCAGGAUUGGACGUGCCUGCUCCAGACAUGGGAACUGGAGAGAAAGAAAUGGCUUGGAUGGUUGAUACGUAUGACAUGACAUUAGGUCAUGGCAAUAUCAAUGCGUAUGCAUGUGUUACUGGAAAGCCGAUAAGUCGUGGUGGUAUUCAUGGUCGCAUUUCUGCCACAGGAAGGGGAGUUUAUCAUGGUAUUGACAACUUCCUUAAAUCAGAAAAAUACUGCAAUAUGAUCGGUCUUAAACCUGGCUUGAAGGACAAAACUUUUGUCGUGCAGGGUUUCGGUAAUGUGGGUCUGCAUUCAUGUCGAUAUCUGCACAGAUUUGGUGCGAAGUGUAUUGGGGUGAUCGAACGAGAUGGUAGCAUAAUCAAUCAAAAUGGCAUCGAUCCCAAAAAUCUCGAAGAUUAUAAACUGCAACACGGGACUAUUCUUGGUUUCCCAGGAGCAGAGAUGACCACGGCAAAUUUACUCGAAGCUGAUUGCGACAUCCUGAUCCCGGCAGCAGGAGAGAAACAAAUCACGUCCAAAAAUGCUCACAAUAUCAAAGCAAAGGUUAUCGCUGAAGGCGCGAACGGUCCAACCACACCAGCAGCUGAUAAAAUCUUAAUUGAAAAGAAUGUUCUAGUUAUUCCGGAUCUGUAUCUGAACGCUGGAGGUGUCACUGUUUCCUAUUUUGAAUGGUUGAAGAACCUAAAUCAUGUUAGCUACGGUCGGCUUACUUGGAAAUACGAGAAAGAAAGCAAUAGUCACUUAUUAAAAAGUGUCGAGGAAAGUUUGAAACAAGGUUUGGAUAAAAAUAUACCAAUUCGCCCUACGGGGGCAUUCACUGAACGAAUAGCGGGUGCCUCAGAAAAGGACAUAGUGCACUCGGGUCUAGAAUUUACCAUGGAAAGAUCAGCUAAUCGCAUUACACACGUAGCUGACAGUUACGAUCUGGGACUGAAUUUACGUACAGCAGCCUAUAUUCAUGGUAUAGAACGUCUAUACAACACUUACGCGGCAGCUGGAUUGGUUACUUUCUGAAAAACAGCGUUCUAGAAUAUUUAAUACGUUGCAAAAUAUAACCUUAUUAUAGUUUGUUAUUUUUUAUUAAUAUUUGUAGACUGCGUGAAGAAUUUUAAAUUUGACUUCUAUAUUGGAUUAAUUGGCAAGCAAAUGCGCAAUAAUUAAUUGUAUGAAUCAAAAUAAUAUUUCAAAUAUAAUGUAUGUAUUCUAGCUACUGUGAAAUAAAGAUAAAAAUUUGG
Molecule: messenger RNA, 1930 nt
Organism: Dendronephthya gigantea
Lineage: Eukaryota; Metazoa; Cnidaria; Anthozoa; Malacalcyonacea; Nephtheidae
Product: glutamate dehydrogenase, mitochondrial-like
Exons: 15
Coding region: 96-1709 (537 amino acids)
Biological process (GO): L-glutamate catabolic process
Cellular component (GO): mitochondrion
Molecular function (GO): L-glutamate dehydrogenase (NAD+) activity
Source: RefSeq, a predicted model, not a curated record